AGGCUAGCCCCGUCUUCCUGGACCAGUGGCGCCUGGUCCUCCGGCCGCACGCGCCGCUGGCGGAGGACGGACCACAAGCUCCACUCGCUGGGUCCCACCCGCAGCUGGUCCGCGACGCGGAGAGGCCUCAGCAGGGAGCUGCUGUCCCAGGUCGGCGAGAGCCUGGGCGACGACGGGCUUGUGUCCGACGCCGCGCAGGCCCGCGCGGGCCCGGGCACGGACAUCUACCUCGGCUUCUGGCAGAACUACUUCUCAGUCGGCAUGGACGCGAGGACCGCCGGCGCGGUGGACCGCUCCCGCAGCCAGGCCCUCGGCAGGUGUUGCUUCCGCCGAGGCUGCGGGAAGUUCUGCUACGGCUGGCAGGGAUUGAGGCAUGCGCUCUGGGCCCGGCUGCUGACCAAGUCUCUCGAGACGUUCGCGGUGGCGAUGCCCUCUCAGGAGGCCCUGCUCAACAGGCGCACGGUGCUCUCGAACUUUAGGACCUGGAAUUCGGUUGCGUCCAGUGGCAGCAGCGGCAAGAAGCCGCGAUCGACCACGUCCUCGGCCGAGCCGCCUCUCGAAGACUUCGGGGAGCGGCUGCGCGAGCUGAACGUGCAAGGCCGCCGGGGUCGCCUGAGGCAGUUGAUGCUGGUGAACAUCAACUCCUACGCGGCUGGACUGAAUGUGCUCCGAGAGAGCGCACUGCUGGCGCCUCCCUCUGCCCGAGACGGCAUCCUGGAGGUGCUGGCCGUGAGGAACCUCCUCUCCACGGUGUGCAUGUUCGGCGGCUGCUCGAAGCCUGCGUACCUCGCCUCGGCGACGAGAGUAGCCCUGCGGCUGAAGCGAGGCGAGUGGAUGCAGCUGGACGGCGAACCGUGGUACCUGGACGCAGGGUGUGACGUCCUGGUGGAGCGCCACCGGAGCCGUUACGAUGCUCUGCGCGCCGCCAGACGCGCCGUGGUGGUCCGGGCACGUCAACCCAGGC
This is a messenger RNA of Prorocentrum cordatum, 964 nucleotides long. NCBI's taxonomy places the organism in Eukaryota, Dinophyceae, Prorocentrales, Prorocentraceae. The record is from the annotation of a GenBank genome assembly.